Molecule: messenger RNA, 1282 nt
Organism: Trichogramma pretiosum
Lineage: Eukaryota; Metazoa; Arthropoda; Insecta; Hymenoptera; Trichogrammatidae
Product: myophilin
Exons: 4
Coding region: 149-658 (169 amino acids)
Biological process (GO): actomyosin structure organization
Molecular function (GO): actin binding
Source: RefSeq, a predicted model, not a curated record
CAUCGCGACGCAUCGUGUAUUUGUCUUAGUCUCAAACUUUACUUGCGAGCAGAUAAUUCGUGCCUCAGUUCGUCAUUUCGAGUGAUAGAAUCGAAUAGCUCUAAUCUUCGUUGAUAGUUAACUUUGCAACAAACAAAUCAGCAACAAAAUGCCGCCCCGUAACAAGGAACAAGAACAAGAAGUUCUCGAGUGGAUCGAAAGUGUUUUGGGAGAAAAAUUACCACCUGGAAAUUAUGAAGAUAUUUUGAAAGAUGGGGUUGUCCUCUGCAAUCUUAUUAACAAAAUUGUCCCAGGUUCAGUUAAAAAAAUCCAGACCAAGGGUACUAACUUCCAACUUAUGGAAAAUGUUCAAAGAUUUCAAGCUGCUAUAAAGAAAUACGGCGUACCAGAAGAAGAAAUUUUCCAGACUGCCGAUCUUUUCGAAAGAAGAAAUAUUCCUCAAGUCACAUUAUGUUUGUACUCUUUGGGAAGGAUUACACAAAAACAUCCAGAGUACACCGGACCUAGACUAGGACCCAAAAUGGCUGAUGAAAAUAAAAGAACUUUCACCGAAGACCAACUUCGAGCAAGCGAAGGUCAGCUCAAUCUUCAAAUGGGAUUUAAUAAGGGUGCCAGUCAAUCGGGGCACGGUGGUUUUGGAAAUACAAGGCACAUGUAAAACAUACCUCAUAAGCCAUUGUUUAUAUUUAAACAAUUUUCAAAAUUAUAUUUUUAAACUCAUCUGUUCACUAAAAAAUUCUAAGUUAAUUGUAAUGUAAUUUACUUUUGAAUGUAUAGAAUAUAUAAUUUUAUUUUUCUGAUAAUUUGUUCUCAUGAAUCUACUUUUACAUAUCUAUUCAUUGUAAACUAACUUGAUAGACUUGAAACUAUUGCAACAUCGCACUUAGAAACGCAAAUGUCUAUUGCAUAUUUUUAGAAAUGAAUUUUUUUCAAAAAAGAUUUUAGUUUAUGUAAAAAAAAUUUUAUUUAAAAAUUUGAAUAAAAUUCAUGUCAUGGAAAAUGACCAUGAAACAAGGAAGUGAUUUGAGGAAAUAGUUAUUAACCAGCCUUAUGGUCAAUGUGUCUAACGUCAAGAUUAAAUUGUGAAAUGACUCUCUUAUUGUGCUGAGAAAUUUGGGUUAUUGCCAAAAAGUGAAUAUAGGAUUGUCGUAUGCACUGUUUAGAUGUUUAAUGGGCCAUAGGUAACUUGGAUAAGUGUAAAAUGAAUAUACUAAUGAAAUUAACAUUGUUGAUAUGACGUCAGCAAUAAAUUUUAUUACUCAAAUAAACUCGAUAAUUAAAA